Colletotrichum orchidophilum is the source of this 789-nucleotide messenger RNA. RefSeq names its product short-chain dehydrogenase. The coding region runs from base 1 to 789 and encodes 262 amino acids. The record is from RefSeq and is a predicted model, not a curated record. Lineage: Eukaryota; Fungi; Ascomycota; Sordariomycetes; Glomerellales; Glomerellaceae. The transcript is spliced from 3 exons.
AUGUUCAAAUUCCCAGGAGUUGCCUUCAUUACUGGCGCUGGAGGGACUGGCAUUGGCGCUGCAGUUGCAAAGGGGUUCGCACGGUCAGGAUGCUCAAGAAUUGCCAUCACAGACCUCAAUAAGCAAUCACUGGCGGAUACGAAAGAUGCCAUUUUGCAACUCAACUCCAAGGCACAGGUUUUAAGCCAAGAAGGCGACAUUUCAGACGAAAGUUUUGUCAACUCAUUCGUCGGCGACAUUGCUAAAAGGUUUUCGCGCAUUGACUACUCAGUAAGCUGCGCUGGUAUACUUGGCAGCUCACUACGGUCACACGAAACGUCAACAGCCGCUUUUGAUCUCAUUACCAAUGUGAACUACAAGGGGAGUUGGUUGACUUCUCGGGCAGUUUUGAGCCAUAUGCUUGACCAGCAGCCUCAUGAAGAGCACCCAGAGCAACGAGGAGCAAUCGUCAACAUUGCGAGUCAGCUCGGUAUUGUGGCACGGCCGGCGGCGGCUCCGUACUGUGCAUCGAAAGCCGCAAUCAUCAAUAUGACGCGGUCAGAUGCCAUCGAUUAUUCUCAGGACAAGAUUAGGGUCAACUGCGUUUGCCCGGGCGUAAUCGCCACGCCAAUGACGACAGCGUCAGAAGAGUUGGUGCAACGGCUGAGACCCGCAAUCGACAUUGCGCCCAUGAAGCGCAUGGGGACACCCGAAGAAGUGGCCAACGCGGUGUUGUUUCUGUGCUCAAGCCAGGCUAGCUUCGUCCAGGGCCAUGCUCUGGUAGUUGACGGAGGCUACACCAUCAACUGA